AUGGCCGACUCUCUGACGUUUCGAGACUUGGGUCUGAGUACCGCCGCCUUGCGAGCGGUCAAGUCGCAUCCUGAUUGGACUGCUCCGACGCUAGUGCAACAACUGGUCAUUCCAAAGCUCCUGGAGGACAUCGGUUCCCCACGGAAGCGUUCCAUCUGGUGCGAAGCUCCGACGGGUUCUGGCAAAACGGCAGCGUACGGACUGCCACUCUUGCAAAAUACACAAACAGCGUGCUUUCGGGAACCAAACGCACUGAUCCAAGGUGGGAUUUCCUCCAUAAUUAUCCUUCCGACUCGAGAGUUGGCAGUGCAAGUGGGCGUGGUCUUGUCGGAGCUUGCUCAGAAUAUGUCUCGGGGGGGAUUCAAUAUUAUGGUUUUGUACGGAGGAACUCCAUUGCAAUCGCAAGUUGAUCGAAUGGAUGAGUACGCUCGUAGUGGAGAGACCAUUCAUGCAGUGGUGGCUACACCUGGCAGGUUUCUAGACGUGAUGGCCCGUGUCGAACACCCCACUUUACUGGACAACCUACGCUACCUUGUUUUGGACGAAGCCGACAAGCUAAUGGGUAACGGGUUCGCAAAGGAGCUGGACGGUGUCUUGAAUCUGCUACCCCGCAAAGUCCCGACGUGGCUGUUUUCGGCGACCUUUUCCAAGAGUAUGGUUCCUCAGGUGGCAGAUGUAAUGAAGCGGCUCGAAAUUGAAAUGGAAUUGGUUGGACCCGCUUCAACUAUUGAUCUCCGGACGAUUCGUUUGCACCAGCGAGACCGCACGCAAGUUUUGCGGAGCCUGUUGGAAGCGAAUAAGGAAUGGGACCGAGUCUUGGUCUUUGUCGCUACGCGAUACGCGUGCGAGCAUGUUUCUCGAAAGCUGCGCCGUCUCGGUAUUCCGAGUAGCGAUUUGCACGGUAAGCAGGAUCAAGACAUUCGUUCGCAACAGCUUGAAAGUUUCCGCAGGGGCCAUACACGAGUUCUCCUGGCAACCGACUUGGCCUCCCGCGGCUUGGAUGUGACUGCUUUGUCAGCGGUCGUUAACUACGAUCUCCCCAGAUCCUCUGCAGAUUUUAUACAUCGGGUGGGACGAACCGGGCGAGCAGGGUGUAAAGGAGUAGCAGUGACCUUUCUUACAGCCGAUUCGGAGGCGCAUUUGAACUUGAUUGAAAGUCGUCAUCUGGCGGAGCCCGUUGCACGAGAAAUCUACCCGGGUUUUGAGGUUGAC
Phaeodactylum tricornutum CCAP 1055/1 is the source of this 1212-nucleotide messenger RNA. RefSeq lists its product with no specific name. Lineage: Eukaryota; Bacillariophyta; Bacillariophyceae; Surirellales; Neidiaceae. The record is from RefSeq and is a predicted model, not a curated record. Gene Ontology annotation, molecular function: ATP binding; nucleic acid binding; RNA helicase activity. The transcript has 2 exons. The annotation marks the transcript as partial.